Molecule: messenger RNA, 968 nt
Organism: Oppia nitens
Lineage: Eukaryota; Metazoa; Arthropoda; Arachnida; Sarcoptiformes; Oppiidae
Exons: 3
Coding region: 63-968 (301 amino acids)
Source: RefSeq, a predicted model, not a curated record
AUUUUGAAAUAAUAUUUAAUUGUUUUUUGAAUUAAAUGUUAAUUACAUUAUUUGACUGAAUAAUGAACUCAAUAAACAUAUCCAGUAAUUGGUUGUCCACUAAACCCAUCACUUCAUCACUUUAUGUCAGAUUUAAUGACAAUAAUUGUGAUGAAGACAACAAUGAAGAUAUUGAAACACUUUUAGAAAGUUAUGACAAUUGUAUUCAACUGUUGGCUAAAGACAUGGAUGAAUGCAAACUAUUUAUUAAAGCCAUUGAUGACAAUGAAGACAAUGACCGGUUAACCACAAGAAUUAGUUCGUUGUCGAUGUUAUGUUCAGCAAAAGUGAUUGAAGUUCACGACAACAAUACCAAUGAAUAUAUGGAAACUAUUUUUAAUAAAUUUAUUGAUGAAUUUGGUGGCUUAAAGAUGUUAAGAUGUGAUCAUAAUUUUAAAUUACCACAAAAACAUAUAUCGUUGACAUUCAAAAAUUUUGACGACUUAUGGGUCUAUGGAUUGGUUGUCAAUCUUUGCAAAGUGAAGGAAACUACUACACCAAUGAUGACAUCUAAUACUUGUCUUAAUGUGGUACCAAUAGCUACCAUGUUAUCCAUGUUUAGUAAUACAAUAAAACCAUCCAAUGAUUCAUUGAACACUGAUUUGAUCUCAAAACUCGUGAAACUCACAACCAAUGAUAAGAUUAGUGAUGAAAAAGACGUAAAAACUUGUAGUAUUUUAAAUAACGAUAAUAAUGGACAACCAAUCAUAACACCUGCUUCUGGAGAUAAUACAAGCGAUAAAAUAAUAAACAAUCAAAAGUGUUGUCUUUGUGAUUGUCAUAUGAAUUGUUUGACACAACAAAACUCGAGUCAUUUAUAUGAAUAUAUUGACCAAAAGUUUGCAAAUUUAGAUAAAUCUAUUGAUAACAAGUUUGCUUUACUUGAAAAUAAAAUGUUAACAGUUUUACAACUUUAUUUAAAUAAAUAA